GCAGAUGCGCUAUAGCUACACCAGCAUCCAGCAGCAGCAGCUCGAUAAAGAGCGUCACAGUACUAGCUUACAAAGACAAAUCCAUAUCACAUCCGAGAGGAAACCAGCGCUUCAUUCAUCAAUGAUUGCGCUCUUGAACAUUUAGAGCUGUGAGCAUCCCUGAUCAGUGUGUGUGAGCGAGAGAGAGGCAGCAUCAUCAUCAUCAUCAUCAUCAUCCAGCGGAGGACAAAGGCACAGAAAUGGGUCACAGCAGCGGCUGAUCUCAGGGUCUGUGAGGACAUCUCUCUUCUGCUCUGUGCUCCUCAAGCAUCACGUCAUGUUACUCAGCUGUGUUCUUCUGCUGUGUCUCCUGCUGCACGUCUGCGGCGGGAUGCUGGACCCCGACAGAGAGAUGUGUUACUCUCGACAGCAUCGGGACGUGGCUGUUAACACACAUGUGGCUCUGGAUCAGAAGGGAACCGUCAUGGAGGCCCGAGCCAUGCCUUCAGAGAAAGACUGCAUCCUCACAUGCUGCUCAGAGGACGUGGCUCCAGGGCUGAAGUGUAAUCUGGUGGUGUAUGAGCCGGCCGAGCGACCCGGAGAUCUGAACUGUCAUCUCUUCUACUAUCCGAGCGAGAGAGAGGUUCCUAUGAUGACCGCCGGCCCCGGAGUCAACACCUACAACAUAUUUAAGGGUCUAACUCAUCCAACAACUAAAGGAAGUGGAAGAAUAACAGCCAAACCCACAGCACCACAGCAGACCACGACUACACCCACAACACCCAGGACCACACCCACAACUACACCCACGACACCCAGGAUUACACCCACAACUACACCCACGACACACAGGACUACACCCACAACUACACCCACGACACCCAGGACCACACCCACAACUACACCCACGACACACAGGACUACACCCACAACUACACCCACGACACCCAGGACCACACCCACAACUACACCCACGACACACAGGACUACACCCACAACUACACCCACGACACCUAGGACCACACCCACAACUACACCCACGACACACAGGACUACACCCACGACACCCAGGACCACACCCACAACUACACCCACGACACACAGGACUACACCCACAACUACACCCACGACACACAGGACUACACCCACAACUACACCCACGACACCCAGGACCACACCCACAACUACACCCACGACACACAGGACUACACCCACAACUACACCCACGACACCCAGGACCACACCCAGAACUACACCCAUGACACCCACGACUACACCAAUAACUACACCCAUGACACCCAGGACUACACCAAUAACUAGACCCAUGACUACACCCUCAACUACACCCAGGACUACACCCACGACACCAAGGACUACACCCAGGACCACAUCCAGGACUAAAACGCCUGCCACAUCCUCCUCCAUCAUCAGAACUGAAGAAGCUCCAACUGAGUCAAAAUCACCCGUGAUGCUCAAAACCAUCGCUAUGACAACCGCACCUGCUACCACGGCAACCAGCACCACACAGUCCACCAGCACGACUAAAAGCACCAGCACUAAAGCGCCUCAUCCUCCUCCACGGACGUCCCUCAAACCCAUCCGACCCAAGAAACCCAGCAAACCCUCGAGACCAGAGACGCAUUCAGUGAAUCCCGUCAGAGCCACGCAGAAGCCUACAGCCCCCCCGACCAGCACCUCCAUCACCUCCAUCACCCCCACAGUGCCGCCCUCGACCCCUGAGCCAGCCCCUGCAGACGUGAUCGAGCCGGAGAGCAACCCGAAGCGCACAGGUUUCUCUCGUGAUCAUCCCGUUCUGUCUCUUCCAGGGAAGCCCAAGGUGUCUCGAGUGAUGUGGAAGAACAGCCUGGUGGCCAUCGUGGUGAUCACACUCAUCUUCCUCACACUCAUCCUCUCUCUGGCGGCCCGUAAAGCCAUGGAGUCCUUCGACAGACGCCACUACACCCGACUGGAGCUCAACGACCUGCACUACGAGGUUUAAACCAUCCACUGG
Molecule: messenger RNA, 1990 nt
Organism: Carassius carassius (crucian carp)
Lineage: Eukaryota; Metazoa; Chordata; Actinopteri; Cypriniformes; Cyprinidae
Product: mucin-2-like
Exons: 4
Coding region: 317-1978 (553 amino acids)
Source: RefSeq, a predicted model, not a curated record